Molecule: messenger RNA, 1132 nt
Organism: Dermatophagoides pteronyssinus (European house dust mite)
Lineage: Eukaryota; Metazoa; Arthropoda; Arachnida; Sarcoptiformes; Pyroglyphidae
Gene: Naxd
Product: NAD(P)HX dehydratase
Biological process (GO): metabolite repair
Molecular function (GO): ATP-dependent NAD(P)H-hydrate dehydratase activity
Source: RefSeq, a predicted model, not a curated record
UUUGUUUUUGUUUUUUUUUAAAUAAAAUCAAAUAUUUUGAAUCAUUAAAAUUGUUAAAUAAAUUGAAUCAAAGAUGUCUGAUGAUGAUAAUAAUCAACAACAACAACAACAGAAUCAGCCAAUUGAAAAGUCCAAAGCUGAAUUGGAUAAUGACAUUCAGAAUAAUUUGCAAAACAAUGACGAAGAAUUUAGUGAAUUUCGACAGAUGAUUUGUUCAAUCAUUCCUCCAUUACAACCUGAAUUUCAUAAAGGUCAAGCUGGUCGUAUUGGAUUAAUUGGUGGUUCACGAGAAUAUACUGGUGCACCAUAUUUUUCUGCAAUAAGCGCUAUGAAAACCGGUGCUGAUUUAUCAUAUAUUUUUUGUAGUUCAGAUUCAGCAUCGGUAAUCAAAUCAUAUAGUCCAGAAUUGAUUGUAUAUCCAGUUUUGGAUCAACCAAAUUUUCUUGAUGAUUUUAAUGCAAUUUUACCGAAAUUACAUGUACUUGUUAUUGGUCCAGGACUAGGCCGUAAUGAUCAAAUAUUGUCAAACAUUGGUACGGUAAUCGCACAGGUUAAAGAACGAAACAUGCCAAUCGUAUUGGAUGCUGAUGCCUUAUAUUUCAUAUCAAAAUGUCCGGAAAUUGUUCGUAGCUAUACAUCGGCAAUAUUGACGCCGAAUGUAGCUGAAUUUGAUCGACUAUAUUCUGCAGUGUUUCGAUCGGAUUCAAAACUAUCAAACAAAAAUGUUGGUGAUGAUGACGCACGAUCGGCUGUUGAAUUAUUAGCAAAAACACUUGGUCAUAUUACCAUAUUACGAAAAGGUCCAGUUGAUAUUAUAUCGAAUGGUUUAAUCACCUAUGCAUGUCGUGAACAGGGAAGUAAUCGUCGUUGUGGUGGUCAAGGUGAUUUACUAUCCGGUGCAUUAGGUACAUUUACACAUUGGAGUCAUAAAGCAUUCGAAUCGAAUCAAAUUUCUGGUUCAUCAUCAAUUUAUCAAAAUUAUUCACCAACAUUGUUAGCCUGUUUAGCAGCAUCAAUGUUAACAAGACGUUGUGCACGAUUAGCAUUUCAAAAACAGGCACGAAGUACAACAACCACUGAUCUUAUUAAAGAGAUUAAAAAUGCUUUUACCACAUUAUAUCCUGUUGACUAA